This is a messenger RNA of Solenopsis invicta (red fire ant), 634 nucleotides long. It is a transcript of the gene ND-B18, whose product is annotated as NADH dehydrogenase [ubiquinone] 1 beta subcomplex subunit 7. The coding region runs from base 47 to 508 and encodes 153 amino acids. NCBI's taxonomy places the organism in Eukaryota, Metazoa, Arthropoda, Insecta, Hymenoptera, Formicidae. Gene Ontology annotation, cellular component: mitochondrion. The record is from RefSeq and is a predicted model, not a curated record. The transcript has 3 exons.
GGCGUUGUGUGUGCGAUAUACAUUACGUAAGUUGAAGCAGCAGUAGAUGAGUAGAUGUCAGCGCGACACGAUAGUGCCCUUACGAUUUUCUCUCGAUUGCUCGCUCCGCUGGAUAAAAUUAAGGAUAAUAAUGGGUAAUUGGGUCGCUACAUAUAUAACGCAUCCCGACACGAUGCCCGUGCCCGACGGUAAACCGACGUUCGACCCGUUGUUCGGAUUUCCGAACGGUCGAAAGAUCAGAGAAAUGCCUUUGUCGGAGGAAGAUAUGAAGGCUUAUAAAAUCCCUGUUGACAAACGCGAUUAUUGUGCCCACAAAUAUAUGGAUUUGGAUGAAUGUAAAAGACGCCAUUACCCAUUCAUGUUGAAGUGCGCGCAUGAAAGACACGAAUAUAACGCGUGUUAUGUUGAAGAUUACACUAUGAGAAUGAAGGAAUAUGAAAGGGAACGUCGUCUUCUCGAGAGAGAAAAGAGGAUACGGCAAAAGAUGCAGCAAGCUGCAACAGCGUGAAGGUCUAUAGAAUUUCGAUAAAUUGUGCUUAUCGUCGUCGGUAACUUAGGCUGCACAUAUGUAAAGGUGAAAUUGUGUUCCGCUACUGUACAUAAACUAUAUCAAUAAAAUGUAUUUAACAAUAAA